This is a messenger RNA of Plectropomus leopardus (leopard coralgrouper), 2105 nucleotides long. RefSeq names its product olfactomedin 3a (gene olfm3a). Gene Ontology annotation, biological process: signal transduction. Lineage: Eukaryota; Metazoa; Chordata; Actinopteri; Perciformes; Serranidae. The record is from RefSeq and is a predicted model, not a curated record.
CGUUGUACUGGUUGCUACUUAAUUUGAUAGCUUCAGUUAGCAACAUAGCGACGUUAGCUACUCUGUUUCGACAAUGUCAGACUGAAAAAACGCGCAUGCAGGCAGAAAUUCAACCCUGCUCCUCUGUCGGGAGAGGCAAACUAACGAGGACCUUUAACGGACCACAGGAAUAUAAGUAAUCGAGGAAUGGAGACAUGUCGGGAAUUCAGGACCCAACAGAGACUAUCGGCCCAAAGGAGGGCUGGCAGGUGUACAGCUCGGCCCAGGAUGCUGAUGGGCGCUGUAUCUGCACAGUGGUGGCACCAGAACAGAGCCUGUGCUCCAGAGAUGCCAAGAGCAGACAGCUCCGCCAGCUACUAGAGAAGGUGCAGAACAUGUCUCAGUCCAUUGAGGUGCUGAACCUGCGAACUCAGAGGGAUUUCCAAUAUGUCAUGAAGAUGGAAAACCAGAUGAAGGGCCUGAGGACGAAGUUCAGACAGAUUGAGGACGACAGGAAAUCCAUCAUAGCCAGAAACUUCCAGGAGCUUAAGGACAAGAUGGACGAGCUGAAGCCGUUGAUCCCUGUACUGGAGCAGUACAAGAUGGAUGCUGCACUCAUUUCCCAGUUCAAGGAGGAGAUCAGAAACCUCUCAGCAGUGCUGACAGGCAUCCAGGAGGAGCUUGGGGCCUAUGACUACGAUGAGCUCUAUCAGCGAGUCCUGCGGCUGGACAACAGGCUCCGCAGCUGCAUGGGCAAACUAACGUGUGGGAAAUUAAUGAAAAUCACUGGACCUGUUACAAUAAAGACAUCUGGAACCCGGUUUGGGGCAUGGAUGACUGAUCCUCUAGCAUCGACCAGAAACAACAGGGUUUGGUAUAUGGACAGUUACACCAACAGCAAGAUUGUACGCGAGUAUAAGACAAUGGACGACUUUGUAGCAGGGGUGGUCUCCCGAACCUACAGCCUGCCCUUUAAAUGGGAGGGAACCAAUCAUAUUGUCUACAAUGGAUCGCUUUACUACAACAAGUACCAGAGCAACAUUAUUGUCAAGUACAGCUUCGAGACAGGCAGCGUCCUUGCCCAGCGAGCUUUGGAGUUUGCCGGCUUCCACAACAUGUACCCAUAUACGUGGGGGGGAUACUCCGACAUCGAUGUCAUGGCUGACGAGCUGGGAAUGUGGGUUGUGUAUGCGACCAACCAAAAUGCCGGAAAUGUUGUCAUCUCCCAGAUUGAUGCUGACACCCUGCAGGUCCUGAAGACUUGGAACACCGAAUACUCCAAAAGGAAUGCAGGUGAAUCAUUCAUGAUCUGUGGGACGCUCUACAUCACUAACUCACACCUGUCGGGAGCAAAGGUUUACUACGCUUACUCUACGAAGACUUCCACAUACGAAUACAUAGACAUUCCUUUCCACAACCAGUACUUUCAUAUCUCCAUGCUCGACUACAACGCCAGAGAGAGAGCACUGUAUGCCUGGAAUAACGGACACCAGGUAAUAUUUAAUGUCACUCUCUUCCACGUCAUAAAAACUGACGAUGACUCUUAAACAUGAUAAUUUUCCAACCACAACUAAAGCACCAUCAUUUGUGAUACGAGAACUUCCUAAAUAACCAUGUUUGUCAAAAAUGGACUAUGCUAUCUUUACUUGCCACUACUUGAACUUUUUUUAAUUUGUGGCUCUUGAUUCUUGGCUGAAUUGAGCAUGGGCAUCAAUGACUUUCUGGAAAACAUGUUAUUUUACAUUGUUUUUUUUACAUUUUUCCAUUGCUGCUGAUCAGACUGGUAUGCCUUAUUUGCUAUGUGUUGGGUCUGCCAGCCGAAGACUCUGGAAAGCUUUUGCAUGAAUGUCCACAGUUUUUCUGCAGUGAUUUCCUCUAAUGUUGCUGUGUUUUUGUUGCAAAUCUGUUUUGCUUAUAGUGUUUGCAUUUUUGUCUAUUUAAAAGUCUAUUUAACACUAUUUAAACCUUAGAGGCAACCUCUCUUGCAUAAUUGCUACCAUGUUAAGCUAGCUGAUAACAAAAUAGAGUACCAUUCUUUUAAAGAUGGGCCUGUAAAAUAUUGCUGUUAUGUAUGUAUCCGUGAAAGGAGAACAUUUGUAUUUUUUAUAAAAGAAAACCAUGGGAGA